AUGGGAGUGUAUGAGGAGCGCGCCCCUCCUACGACCGGCAUGCACUGGCAGCCGCCCAGCUCGCAGGAGCGUGGCAGCGGCUUGGCUGUGGGGCGCCAAGGGGGGCCUGGUAGCGCGGGGGGGCCCGGAGCAGUGGACCAGGCGCGGGACCUAAGUCCUUGCCUUCCCGCGUCGAUGGGCGAUGCUGCGCGACCCACUACUCUACCAUGCAGCCCUCCUGCCGCCCAUCAUCAUGGGCCCCAUCAUACGCCCCUGCAUCAGACUCACUGUGGUACCAAUAACAACUGUUACGAUAGAUCGACCACCCCUUACGACUCGAGAGACUACGAUUCUCCCGGAGCAGGUGCACAGGAGUACAGGGGAGGUGGAAACUUCGAAAAUGCCAGUGACCUAAGUAUGCCGUCGCAGACCACGCAUCAUCACCAUCUGCAUCAUCACCAUCAUCAUCACCCCCAUUUACACUCGCAAACGCACUCACAGGAGCAACAAACCACGACGGAACACUUGCACGCAGUCCCGAAAUUGGAACCACCGCCUACACCACCCGCACAAUCCGAGGACAUUCCUGGAGUGGUUUGCGCGGGGUGUGGCCUCAGGAUAUCCGACAGAUUCUAUCUUCAGGCCGUCGACAGGAGGUGGCAUGCCGCGUGUCUCCAGUGUUCACAUUGUCGUCAGGGUCUCGACGGAGAAAGCACCUGCUUCAGCAGAGACGGGAACAUCUAUUGCAAGAAGGACUACUAUCGAAUGUUCGGUAGCAUGAAGCGGUGCGCGCGCUGUCAAGCAGCGAUCCUGGCGUCCGAGUUAGUGAUGCGUGCGCGCGAGCUCGUCUUCCACGUGCGCUGCUUCUCGUGCGCGGCUUGUGCAGUGCCCUUAACGAAGGGUGACCACUUCGGCAUGCGAGAUGGCGCCGUGCUCUGUCGACUGCACUACGAGAUGGGCGCCGAGCUGCAUCCGGCUCAAAGCCCGCCGGUUCCGGUCUAUCCGCCGCACUAUCCUGGCCAGCCGCCUUUUCCCUCGCCCGAGUUCCUUCAUCAUCAUCAUCAUCAUCACGCGCCACCGCAUCCUCAUCACUCGAUGCACCCCCAGCACCCUCACAGUCACGUCAGCCCGGUACCCCUGCAGCCUUCGACACCCUCCGUACCCGAUGCGUCUUCACCCGCCAAGGUACCUUACUUCAAUGGCGCCGCCACCGUUGUUCCGCCGCCUAGACAGAAGGGCAGACCCAGAAAGAGGAAGCCGAAGGAUCUUGAAACCAUGACCGCAAGUCUUGAUCUAAACGCGGACUACAUAGACAUGUCUUUCGGCAGAGGAGGUCCUGGCACUCCAGGCAUGCCUGGCUCUAACAGCAGAACGAAACGAAUGAGAACGAGUUUCAAGCAUCACCAGUUAAGGACGAUGAAGAGCUAUUUCGCGAUCAAUCACAAUCCCGACGCAAAGGACCUGAAGCAGCUUUCCCAGAAAACUGGUUUACCAAAAAGGGUGUUGCAGGUUUGGUUCCAGAAUGCGCGAGCAAAAUGGCGGCGCAUGGUGCUAAAGCAAGAGGGCAAAUCUGACAAGUGCGACGGCGGGGUGGACAGUGGUAACCUCGGUGACAUAGAACUCUAUGGGAACAGCACCGGAAGUGGCGGGCCACCGAUGAGCCCGCCCUUCAUGCUCGGUGGUCCUCACAGUCCUGCGUCUCUGACGUCUCUGGACUGUGCGUGAUUCCUGAGGCCUAAGUUCGUUCUUCCCGACUAGCGUUAUCCGCACCUCGUCUUGCGAUAAGACCUGCGUGCUUGGAGACGUUCAUCCUUCCGGACAGUUUUUCACGUGAGUGAUACUUCCCGCGAGUGCGCGAAGACGGCAAAUUGUGAAUAAUCGUAGAGUAUGUAAAAACAAGAAUAACGUUUCCGCGGUGUCGAGUAACUUAAACGGUAAUAGGCGAUUAGCGAGGAUCGGCUACGAAGCGAGAUUAGUGAUAUCGAUAUCCGAGUACCCGGGUACUCGAGUCCUACUCCGAAACCCGGCUAUUUCGGGUAUCAGGUUAUUUUGCAAAUUACCUGGGUACUUGAGUACUGUGAUUAGUGUAGACAGUACCUUAGAAAAUAAAAGACUAAAUCGGAAUUAGCUUGUUGCGAAAAUCAAACGGAUAGAUGUUGCUCGAUGAUGAUUUCUGGUUCUAAGUAUCUGAAUACUCGGUUAUUUCUGAUGGUAUCCGAGUACCCCGCGAAUUCGAGCACCAAAUGGAUACCUGGGUAUACCCAGGCACAGAAACCACCCGAGUUCAUAGUGACAGCACUAACCGAAGUUCGAGAAAUAUGUGGUUUGAAAGUGCUGGACUCGAUUAUUCUGCUAGUAGUAAAUUGAUGUAAAUCUUAAGAAUCUUUCAAUGUCGCUUGCCAAUUGAGGAAUUGGUUUCCUCGAAGAUCUUGCUUCGGAUCGAGUAGCUAAUCAAAAUGUUGUAAAGUUAACGCGAACACGCUGAUGCGUGGGUUCGUUUAAUCGACAGAAUCGUUGUAUUUAUUCUAGCUCGGAUUGUGGCCAACUGUCACGAACAAAACAUUAAAGUCGUUCGUUGAAGGCAAUGUAAUUAGUUGCGAGACCUAUUUAUUCGUCUAAGCCUAACUAAGGGUCGCGAUGUUUACCGAUACUACGUGAAAAUUCAGCGUUUUGAAAGUCCCGAAAGGUUCUGAAGGGAAAGAAUCGUCGUUAAACAAAAAUAGCUUAACGAGAUAUUGAUGAAUACAUUAUUUGGUUAUACACAGAAAUUAUCAAUGAGUUCAUGUUAUUUGAUUCUUGUGCAACACGUUUUUUUUCGUUUCUGUUUGAAACUGGAAAGGGUAACAGACGGAACUGCAACCCACAGAUUAAUUAAACGCGCGAAUGGAACGCUGGAUUUUGACGGAGAUAAUAUUAAUUAUUUAUAAACAGAAUCGCGAAUUGUGUAUAUUAUUGCUCAAGAUCAGGCCGCGACGGAAGUGACACACGGUUCGGCCUUGUUAUUGUAAAUAAAGGACGUUCCUCGUACGUUUCUUAAGGCACCGCUAUAGGUUGUAGGGCUCUAUUAAUUGCAUUCGGUAGCGGUCGUGCUUCUCUAGGCGAGAGGUAAUAAUAGUAAUGACGAUACGCAGGACUAUUGAUAUUACUGCUCCUACUAUUAGUCCUCCUUGUAACGAUGCGGAACGAUUGUCCAACUUUUGCAAGAUCAUUUUUUCAUUGAAUAUAUUUUGACAAUAUA
This is a messenger RNA of Odontomachus brunneus, 3217 nucleotides long. RefSeq names its product protein apterous-like. Bases 1 to 1704 code for a protein of 567 amino acids. Gene Ontology annotation, biological process: neuron differentiation; regulation of transcription by RNA polymerase II. Gene Ontology annotation, molecular function: DNA-binding transcription factor activity, RNA polymerase II-specific; RNA polymerase II transcription regulatory region sequence-specific DNA binding. The transcript is spliced from 6 exons. The record is from RefSeq and is a predicted model, not a curated record. Lineage: Eukaryota; Metazoa; Arthropoda; Insecta; Hymenoptera; Formicidae. Gene Ontology annotation, cellular component: nucleus.